AUGUUAGGGAGCUUAUUCAGUUGGAUCUCACUCCUUUUGGAGCCGGCCUUUCAAGUCCCGUUGAUUGAACCUCAACCUAGACUCAAGGCGGAAAAUAAUUUAGCCAUUCCUGUACAGGGUCCCUGGCAAGAUAUCAUCACUGGCCAUUAUGCGAUCCCUCCCAUAUUGAAAAUUCAUGACCGGAACAGUGUUGUCAAAUGGAGUUGGCAACGAGAAGAUGUCACUCAACCUCUGCCUCCUCUGAUUCGGAGUGGUUUAUAUAGUGGUUACAACGAUGCGACCGAGAUGAAGUGGAUGCGAGGCGGUAAAAGCGUCGCUGCCAUCUACAGUGCCCUUAUUGUCGUCAUCAACCAUACCCCCGAUCAGCCCGCUACCGAUAAGAGAAUCACCUUCGCCCUCAACAGAGCGAAUGAUGUCCUAAACAAUGCUCAUACUGUCGAGCCGUUGCCUGGUGAUCGCCUCGCGGUCGGAACCACCGGACAGCGACCUUGGGAUGGUAUUUUAGUCUACAACAUGAGCGAGGCUCUCCCCCUCGUCAAUGAACCUCCCGUACUGCAAAGGAUCGAAGGUCUCCGGGCGAUCCAUGCCCUGAUCUGGGAUGAGCAGGGUCAGAUGUUGUGGGCGACCGGUACCGAUGCCGCGGCCGAUGGUUCCGAUCCUGUUCCGGCCCACGGCGUCAUUCAAGGAUACCCCUUCGAUGCCGAGACGGGCCUACUCGGCAUAGAUGAAGCCUAUCGAUUCCGCUUCCCCGAAUAUUACGAUAUCGACGUGGAAUGGGGACACGGAUACAGCUGGUGGGCCGGGCCCCAUGAUCUCGUCCCCGUCCCCAAUGAACGAGUAUUCCUCGUCUCCAACGAUAUCGGUCUUCAUGCCUUUGAUAUCGAUAAAAUGAAUUUCACUACGGAAUACGACGAAGUCAUUGAGAAAUAUAUGCCUGGCUUCGAGGUCACCACCACCGAUCGUCAUGGGAUCACCCGCCAGGGAGAAUACGUGGAGUUGCCGCAAUCAGACCUCAAGGGGUUCAGUCUCGCCCCCGAUGGAAGUUUCCUAUACACCCAGUCUCUAUGGCGGCUAUACCGAGGGAACUAUACCAGUCUCGUGGUUGAUGGUGUGCGUCACCAGAUCAUGAAAGGGAAUGAAAUCUAUCGGUCGCGAUGGUUCGGAGACAUCGAUGGCUGGCCCAAACCAAAGACAUAG
Messenger RNA from Penicillium digitatum Pd1, 1197 nucleotides. RefSeq lists its product as uncharacterized. NCBI's taxonomy places the organism in Eukaryota, Fungi, Ascomycota, Eurotiomycetes, Eurotiales, Aspergillaceae. The record is from RefSeq and is a predicted model, not a curated record.